Molecule: messenger RNA, 1660 nt
Organism: Engraulis encrasicolus (European anchovy)
Lineage: Eukaryota; Metazoa; Chordata; Actinopteri; Clupeiformes; Engraulidae
Product: RPE-retinal G protein-coupled receptor-like
Exons: 7
Coding region: 245-1123 (292 amino acids)
Biological process (GO): cellular response to light stimulus; G protein-coupled receptor signaling pathway; visual perception
Cellular component (GO): plasma membrane
Molecular function (GO): G protein-coupled photoreceptor activity
Source: RefSeq, a predicted model, not a curated record
AAGUAACUCUUGGGAAACUGUUAGCAGCCAGGGAGAGUUUCAGCACAUUUGUCCUUUUGGGUUGGAUAAGUUACUCUUGGGAAACUGAUCUGGGAAAAGAUUUGGGGUUUUGAGGUUUACCAGAUUAAGAUCCUUCUGUGAGCAACCAUUCAGAAAGUUAUAUAAAGACCUGUGUUUGCAGAAAUCUCUGCAACCCAACUGAACUCAGACAGAGAAGAACUUGGGAGAGUUUGAGCAGCCAAUAAUGGCUGUGUAUCGCAUACCGGAUGGGUUCAGUGACUUUGACAUAUUUGUCUUUGGCACUGUCCUGCUAGUUGAAGGUCUUCUGGGACUUCUUCUUAACUCCAUUGCAGCUCUGUCUUUUCUACUAGUUAAAGAGCAACGAGAUCCCAGCAAUUUCCUGGUGUUCAAUCUGAACAUCUCUGACCUCAUGCUCAACAUUAAUGCUCUGGUUGGUGCCUAUGCCACCUAUUACAGAGUUUGGCCGUUUGGUAUGGAGGGAUGCAACAUACAUGGAUUCCAGGGAGCAGUUGCUAUUUACGCAACAAUUAGCUUGCUUGCACUUGUUGCAUGGGACAAGUAUCACUACUGGUGUACUCAACAGGAAUUGUACUGGGCCACCUCUGGGACCAUGUGCGUGUGUGUUUGGGUGGCAGCCAUCUUCUGGGCAUCUCUUCCUCUACCAUUUUUCGGCUGGGGCACGUAUGACUUUGAGCCAAUGAAGACCUGUUGCUGUCUGGACUACACCAAGGGAGACUGGGGCUUCAUCUCCUACAUGCUAACAAUAGCUACCGUCUACCUCUUCAUCCCAUUGCUGAUCAUGCACGACUCAUAUAACUCCAUCUACGCAUACUUCAAGAAGACCCACAAGUUCAAGUUCAACACCUCCAUUCCAGAGCUGGCCUUGUUGAUUAUCUGGGGCCCGUACGCAGCAUUUUUAAUAUACGCCUGUUUUUAUGAUGUCUCAAUGGUUUCCCCAAAGUAUAGAACGAUGCUUCCUUUGUGGGCGAAGACUGGUCCGAUAAUCCACGCUAUACUUUACUCUUACACCAACAAGGCCUACAAAGGUGGAAUCUGGCAGUUGCUGACGGGAAAGAAGGCAAAGAAAACCAAAACGUCUUAAAAAAAAAAACCUAAAAUUAACAAGCCAUUCCACUGUUAGUGAUACAUUUUGUGUGAUUGGUCCCAAACUCUGGAACACUCUCUCACUUGCACGGUGUCAAUGCACUUCAUUCUCCGUCUCCAAACCUACCUUUUCACCAUGUCUUACCAAUCCUAGUGAUAACUGAUAUGUGAUUUUAUGGUUAUUAUUGUUGUUUUAUUGUUGUCUUGACUUAUUGACUUGCUGCUUUGCUACUUUGUUUUGAUUUUCCACAACGGGUUUGUUACUUUUAUUUUGACCAGUUGUCAUCGUUCUGUCUUAAACAUUCAAGAAAGGUUUGUUAUACAUGUCCCAUGAGAUUUCAUGAAUACUUAAAGUGCAGUUUAUGACCACUGCAAUGAAUGUGUUAGGAAGCAAACCGUACCAUACAGUAUUACUGCAUUAGUAUAGAGUAUUAAGCAUUACUGUUUCUAUAAAUAUGGAAUAUGCAUAUUAUGUACAUAUUAUGGAUAUGCUUGUAGGGUGUUUGCUUCUGGCUUUUGCUCAUACUGUAGCUGU